Molecule: messenger RNA, 1600 nt
Organism: Notothenia coriiceps (black rockcod)
Lineage: Eukaryota; Metazoa; Chordata; Actinopteri; Perciformes; Nototheniidae
Gene: ciroz
Product: ciliated left-right organizer protein containing ZP-N domains
Exons: 12
Coding region: 112-1458 (448 amino acids)
Source: RefSeq, a predicted model, not a curated record
ACGGUUGAAUAAAAGCCAUUGCAGCACAGGUGCAAUGAGUGACAUCUGCCCACUUACCUACAAAUAGUCAGGGUCAAACUGCCCGUGUAAGCUCUCAUCAGUGGAAGCAAAAUGGAUCAGAUAAGAUUUGGGGUCUCAUUUAAAACUGUUGUUUUUCAUUGUUUUAUCCUGAGGAGUGCGCUUUCCAUUCAGAAAAGAGAAUGGAUUGAUACCCCAACAGCAAGAUUAACAGAAGGAGAUGUGUCAUGUUUUUCUGAUUGCAUGGAGAUGUGGAUUCACAAUGCGAGGAUUGAAGGGCUGGGGCUCUGGCUGUCUGGGGCCUUAAAGAUCCGAGUCAACCUGGCUUCUCUGGAUCAACUCAACCUGCAGCUGUCUUCCUGUGGACUCUCACUGCACAAAGACCCUGACAACAACUUUAUUUUUAGAGUCAGCUACACUGGAUGUUUGGUCCAGCAACAGGAUGGCCAUCAUGUCCUGAAUUUGAAUUUGGUGAAGAGGAUAAACAGAUUUGGAGGCAGACCUCACAGUGUGAUGAUGAAGUGUCCGCUGGUUUCUGUGCUGCCCAGCAGAGAGAAGAUCCAGUGUGACCCGGAGUACAUCCAGGUGACCAGACAAGUUGCCUAUGACAACUGGGACAAUGAGCUGCAGUGGUCUCUGUCUCUGAGCGAUCAGCUGAUCGUGGCUCUGGAGGACGCCAGCCUGAUCCAGAUGAACAUCGACAUGAGAGGCUCAGACAUCACAGUCCAGGGCAGGAGGGGGGAGGUUCUGAGCCCUGUCACAGUGAUGGAAGAUGAGGGGGACUUCUUGGCCUUGAAGCUGGUCAGUGGUCAGUACGCCUACAGUAUGGAAGCUACAUGCCCAAAAGUGAACACAUCCACAGCAGAGGAGACUGUGCUGCACAUUUUCAAACGGCGUAUGGGUCUAACCAAGCGAGGCAGCCGGGACAACGAAGCUCUGACUGUCAGUGACGUGUGGGUGAACCAGACGGAUAACUUCACCUUGCACGAGACAAGUGCCUUUGUGACACUGAUUAUUCCUACUGCCCAAAUACUCCAGACCAAGACCUGUUCAGACAGCAAGCGCCUCCUGCAGCCGUUCUACCGGGUGGAUGUUGUGCUCACCUUCAAAGAGACACAUCACAAAAUGCAGUGGAGCAUGGAGAACACCCUGCCAUGCACAGCCAGGCCAGCUGCAUCACACAGGACCCCCCCUCCUCCUGGUCCCAACACCACAGCCCGCUCCACUCUGAACUUUAAACCCCAGAGUUCAGCUACAGAACAGACGCUGUUGGACCGCUUAAAUGUGAGAGCUCCAUACAAAGAAACAACAUCAACGUUUUCCACAACUAUUCCACCUCGCACACAGACUGAGGACAGCAGCUCUCAUUCCCACACUGAUGAUCUGUCAAAGAGUCAAAGUGGAAAUGUGUCUUCUUGGUUUGACGGAGACACCAAUUAAACUGAAAUAAGCUUUUUUGAUUCUCUAAAUGUGACCAUACGUACUUCAGGAGAUUCAGAUUUCCUUCAGUCAUCAGCUGAACCAUCAGAAACAUCUGCCCUCCAAACAGCUGCACCUGAACCAGGAUACCAACAAUUUGACA